AUGGGUAAAAGAAUUAGAGUUCAAAGAAAAGGUAAAGGCUCAAUCUAUAAAUCAAAUACUGUUGGAAGAAAAGGACCUUCUCACUUAACAAAAUUAGAUAUUUCUUCAUACUAUAACUUAACUAAAGGAAUAAUAACAGAUAUUGUUCAUGAUAAAGGUAGAGGCGCUCCUUUAGCCUUCGCAGAUUUUCAAAGAAAAAAUUCAUCAAAAAUUCAAAAAGAAAUUUUUAUAGCUUGUGAAGGAAUGUAUACAGGUCAAAUUAUAACUUGUGGUUCUAAAGCUCCUUUGUUCUUAGGUAAUAUUAUCCCUGUAGGUAAAAUGCCUGAAGGUUCAACUCUAUGUAAUCUAGAAUUAAAAAGAGGUGAUAGAGGAAAAUUAAUAAGAUCAUCCGGUAUGUUUGGUACUAUAGUAACUCAUAAUUUAGAAGAUAAAACAACUAAAAUAAAACUCCCUUCAGGUAUAAAAAAAACAAUUAACUCCAAAUGUCUCGCUAUGUUAGGUCAAGUAGCUGGUACUGGAAGACUAGAAAAACCAUUACUUAAAGCUGGUAACUCCUACUAUAAAUAUAAAACAAAAAAGAAAUGCUGACCUGUAGUCAGAGGUGUUGCAAUGAAUCCAGUUGAUCAUCCCCAUGGUGGUGGUAAUCAUCAACAUAUAGGUAAACCAAGUACUGUUAGUAGACAUGCUCCUCCAGGAUAGAAAGUAGGUCUAGUAGCUGCAAGAAGAACUGGUCGUAUAAGAGGUGCAAGAAAAAUUAAAUCAGAUCAAUAA
Messenger RNA from Alosa alosa (allis shad), 771 nucleotides. Its product is annotated as 60S ribosomal protein L8-like. Gene Ontology annotation, biological process: cytoplasmic translation. Gene Ontology annotation, cellular component: ribosome; cytosolic large ribosomal subunit. Lineage: Eukaryota; Metazoa; Chordata; Actinopteri; Clupeiformes; Clupeidae. Gene Ontology annotation, molecular function: RNA binding; structural constituent of ribosome. The record is from RefSeq and is a predicted model, not a curated record. The transcript has a single exon.